AUGGCCAAGCAUCAUCCUGAUUUGAUCAUGUGCAGGAAGCAACCGGGCAUCGCCAUUGGACGACUCUGUGAGAAAUGUGAUGGAAAAUGUGUGAUCUGUGACUCUUACGGUCGUUGUGUCAUCUGUGGAGGUGUAGGCAUAUCUGAUGCGUACUACUGCAAAGAGUGCACGCAGCAGGAGAAAGACCGGGAUGGCUGUCCCAAGAUUGUGAAUUUGGGUAGCGCGAAAACUGACUUGUUCUAUGAGCGUAAGAAAUAUGGGUUCAAGAAAAGAUAA
This is a messenger RNA of Linum tenue, 276 nucleotides long. The record is from the annotation of a GenBank genome assembly. Lineage: Eukaryota; Viridiplantae; Streptophyta; Magnoliopsida; Malpighiales; Linaceae.